CUCCCAGCACAGUAGCCCCUCCCCUCGCUGAAACCCCAAACAGACUGACCGAAUGGCAGCUGACUGAAAAGCCCAGUCUGUGUCGCUUCUGUCAGGAUGGCUGUGGAUUCAUUAUCUCCUGAUUGGGAGUUUGACCGCUUUGACGAUGGAUCACAAAAAAUUCACACAGAAGUGCAGGUUAAAAACUAUGAGAAGUUCUUAGAGGAAUAUUCCGCUCAGCUCCAGGGUAUUGAAGAAGCGUUGGACGUCUCUGUUGGAGAUGUUUGGGACUUCACUCUGGACCCCAUUGCUUUGAAGCUCCUGCCGUAUGAACAGUCCUCGCUGCUGGAGCUCAUCAAGACAGAUAACAAGGUUCUUAAUAAAGUCAUCACAGUGUAUGCAGCUCUUUGCUGUGAAGUUAAAAAGCUGAAAUAUGAGGCUGAAACCAAGUUCUACAAUGGCUUGUUGUAUUAUGGUGAAGGAGUGUCAGACACUAGUGUGGUGGAGGGAGAGUCUCAGAUUCAGAUGGGCCGCUUUAUUUCCUUCUUACAGGAGCUGUCUUGCUUUGUGUCACGCUGCUUUGAGGUGGUGGUCAACAUGGUUCACCAGCUGGCGGCUUUGUACAACAGCAACAAGAGUGCAACAAAAAUCAUUGAGUCCACAGGUGUACACUUUCAGGCAAUGUACGAGCAUCUGGGAGAACUUCUGGUGGUCCUCAUCACCCUGGAUGAGAUCAUGGAGAACCACGCCACACUGAAAGACCACUGGAAGAUGUACAAAAGGUUGCUGAAAUCUGUCCAUCAUAACCCAGCUAAGUUUGCCAUUCCAGAGGAGAAACUAAAACCCUUUGAGAAGCUCUUACUGAAGCUGGAGGGGCAGCUGUUGGACAGCAUGAUUUUUCAGGCUUGUGUGGAGCAGAGGUUUGAUGACCCAGAAGGAGAUGUAUCAGUUUCUAAAAACAGUGCGUUUGCAGAGGAGUUUGCGUACAAUAUCAGAACCAUUUUUGCCAAUGUUGAAUCAAAGCUUGGAGAGCCAUCAGAGAUUGAUCAGCGAGAUAAAUAUGCAGGCGUAUGUGGCCUCUUUGUGCUGCACUUCCAUAUCUUCAGGACUGUGGACAAGAAGAUCUACAAAUCCCUGCUGGAUGUGUGUAAAAAGGUCCCUGCGGUGACAUUAGCAGCUAAUAUAAUCUGGUUUCCAGACACAUUUCUGGUAAACAAAGUCCCUGCGGCAGCUAAACUGGUGGAUAAGAAGAGCAUCCAGAGCAUCCGCAGCAGCAGAGACGCAUACCUGCAGCAAAAGGCGCAGAUUCUAAUGAAGGACAUGCAGUCCUACUACAUAUUUGUCACCUCCUGGAUGAUGAAGAUGGAGUCUAUAUUAUCAAAAGAACCUAAACCAGACAAACUGUCUGAGGAUUUGAGCAACAGGUGUAAUAUCUUUGUGCAGGGAAUCCUGUACGCUUACAGCAUCAGCACCAUCAUCAAGACCACUAUGAACAUGUACAUGUCCAUGCAGCGGCCCAUGACCAAGACCUCAGUGAAAGCCCUCUGCCGAUUGGUGGAGCUGUUAAAAGCUGUGGAGCACACAUUCCACCGGCGCUCACUGGUUGUAGCAGAUUCUGUGUCUCACAUCACGCAGCAGCUGCAGUCUCAGGCUCUGGCCUCCAUCUCUACUGCUAAGAAACGUGUGAUCUCUGAUAAGAAGUACAGUGAGCAGAGGCUGGACGUGCUUUCGGCUCUGGUUCUGGCUGAGAACACUCUGAACGGGCCCAGCACCAAAGAGAGGAGACUGGUAGUGUCUCUGGCUCUCAGUGUUGGCACUCAGAUGAAAACCUUCAAAGACGAGGAGCUCCUGCCUUUACAGCUUGUGCUGAAAAAGCUGGACUUAAUCAGUGAAUUAAGAGAGCGAGUCAAAGUGCAAUGCGACUGCAGUUUCCUGUACUGGCAUCGUACAGUUUUUCCUAUCUACCUGGAUGACGUGUACGAAAACGCUGUGGAUGCGGCCAGAAUUCAUUACAUGUUCAGUGCACUCAGAGACUGUGUGCCCACCAUGUUGCACGCAAAACACAUGGAGUCAAGUGAUCAGCUGCUGGAGUGUUAUGACACUGAGAUCAUGGAAAUCCUUAAUGAGCACCUGCUAGACAAGCUGUGUAAGGAGAUUGAGAAGGACCUGCGCUUGUCUGUGCACACACACCUCAAACUGGAUGACCGAAACCCUUAUAAAGUGGGCAUGAAGGAUCUGGCUCACUUUUUCUCUCUCAAGCCCAUUCGCUUCUUCAACCGUUUCAUCGACAUCAAAGCCUAUGUGACUCACUAUCUGGACAAGACGUUUUAUAACUUGACGACUGUGGCUCUCCAUGACUGGGCCACGUACAGCGAGAUGAGGAACCUCGCCACACAGCGCUAUGGUUUGGUGAUGACUGAGGCGCAUCUCCCCAGCCAAACUCUGGAACAGGGCCUGGAUGUCCUGGAGAUCAUGAGGAACAUUCACGUCUUCGUCUCUCGCUACCUCUACAACCUAAACAACCAGAUCUUCAUUGAGAGGACCAGCAACAACAAGCACUUAAACACUAUUAACAUCCGCCACAUUGCCAACUCCAUUCGCACUCAUGGAACCGGCAUCAUGAACACAACGGUGAACUUCACGUAUCAGUUCCUCCGCAAGAAGUUCUACAUUUUCAGUCAGUUCAUGUAUGACGAGCACAUCAAAUCCAGACUCAUCAAAGACAUCCGCUUCUUCAGGGAAACCAAAGAUCAGACCGACCAAAAGUACCCCUUUGAGCGAGCAGAGAAGUUCAACCGUGGCAUCAGGAAGUUGGGUCUUACUCCAGAUGGUCAGAGCUACCUGGAUCAGUUCAGACAGCUCAUCAGUCAGAUCGGUAAUGCAAUGGGUUAUGUGCGCAUGAUUCGGUCUGGAGGGCUGCACUGCUGCAGCAGCGCUAUCAGGUUUGUUCCUGAUCUAGAGGACAUCGUCAACUUUGAGGAGCUUGUGAAAGAGGAAGGCCUUUCUGAAGAGACGCAGAAAGCUGCCAGGUACUGUACUUCAUAAUGACAGUUAAUCAGCGGA
Cyprinus carpio (common carp) is the source of this 3042-nucleotide messenger RNA. Its product is annotated as WASH complex subunit 4. Bases 97 to 3024 code for a protein of 975 amino acids. The transcript is spliced from 28 exons. The record is from RefSeq and is a predicted model, not a curated record. NCBI's taxonomy places the organism in Eukaryota, Metazoa, Chordata, Actinopteri, Cypriniformes, Cyprinidae. Gene Ontology annotation, cellular component: endosome; WASH complex. Gene Ontology annotation, biological process: endosome organization; endosomal transport.